Messenger RNA from Trematomus bernacchii (emerald rockcod), 1718 nucleotides. RefSeq names its product ubiquitin specific peptidase 21 (gene usp21). Gene Ontology annotation, molecular function: cysteine-type deubiquitinase activity. The transcript has 11 exons. NCBI's taxonomy places the organism in Eukaryota, Metazoa, Chordata, Actinopteri, Perciformes, Nototheniidae. The record is from RefSeq and is a predicted model, not a curated record. The coding region runs from base 1 to 1212 and encodes 403 amino acids. Gene Ontology annotation, cellular component: cytoplasm. Gene Ontology annotation, biological process: protein deubiquitination.
AUGCCCGGAGCUAGUGGUGUCAAUGCUGAGGGGUCUUGUGAGGCCUUGUGUCGAACCCUUGUCUCCCAGAAGGGCCUGCAGCGAGAGACGGCUGACAUCUCCCAUUCUGUCCUCUACACCUCACUGAUGGGCCUGCUUCUGGUCACCGACAACGAGAAAGAGAAGCUCACCGUAGGAAGUGGAAGAGUUGGCCUUAAAAACAUAGGAAAUACAUGCUUCCUGAACGCAGUAGUCCAAUGCUUGUCUCACACGCGUGGCCUUCGGGACUACAGCCUCCUCAAGUCCUACAGGGAUGACAAGUUCUCCAAAGAGGAGAUUAAACUCAUGGAAGCCUUCUCUCAGGUGCUGUCAGGCCUUUGGGAUGGAAAUGAAGGGGACAGAGUCGUAAACCCACGACAGUUUUACAACAUUUUUAAAGAAGCGGUGCCUUACUUCAGUGGAUACAGUCAACAGGAUGCACAGGAGUUCCUCAGGUUCUUAUUGGACAAGCUGCACACAGAAAUCAAUCGCAGACCCUAUGUUCGAAGAGCAGGAAAGGAGCCUGAGCAAACAUUUGCCAGAUUUAGGAUUUCAGAAGAGGCCGCUGCCAUGUGGAAGAAACACUUGGAGAGAGAUGACAGCAGAAUAGUAGACCUGUUUUCGGGCCAGCUGAGGAGCUCGCUGCAUUGCUCCGUGUGCUCCCACUCCUCCAACACAUUCGACGUGUUCUGUGAUCUGUCGCUGCCCAUCCCCAAGAGGAGCUCCGCUGGGCAGGUCACACUGAGGGAGUGCCUGGAGCUCUUCUCUCAGGAGGAGAAACUGGACAAGGACAAUUCCCCUAUGUGUGAAAGAUGUAACAGGCACACUGAGUGCACCAAGCGGCUUUCCAUCCAGAGGUUUCCCCAGGUUAUUGUGAUACAUCUGAACCGUUUCACCACAUCUCGCUGGUCUAUCAGUAAAAGCACAGUGUAUGUGUCCUUCCCUCUCACUAACCUGGACCUCGGACGCUACGGGCCUGUCGACUGUGGUCCAGUUCUGUAUGAUUUAUAUGCAAUAUGUAACCAUGCUGGCACAGUGAACAUGGGCCACUACACAGCCUGCUGUUCGGAUGAAAAUGGUUGGUGCUUCUACAACGACUCCAGUGUUACUCCAGUCUCAGAGAACCAGCUUCAGACCAAUCAAGCCUAUGUGCUGUUCUACCAGCGCAGCAACAGUACCACCAUCAGGAAAUAGACCCGACACUGGCUGAGUCAAGCAGCCAAUCAGAGCAACCUCCAGUGUCCAUAGAAACAAAUAGAAGCAGCAGUGCUGGCAUCUAUGAGCAGCUCAAUCUCAAUGAGCAUGCCCUCAAAUAAUCUCUGUGGAGGAUGAGGGAGACGCCAUGCUCACUUUAAGGAGAGCUUGACGAGGCAAUCUCCCCUCCUGAAUCAACGAGAUGCUUUUGAAGAGUCUCAGUGAGAGACAGAGGCAGCUCAGACACACUUCAGCCUUAAGAGUGUCUGCCCUACUUCUCAGGCAGGAGUGAGCGGUGAACUUGCACACAAUGCAUAGCUCUUGAUGUUAAAUAAUUAUGAUUCAUGCUUGUGAUGCAACAUACACCAAAACAAACAAAAAUACAUAUUUGGUAGAAUACAAAUAGGCAACAAGUGAUGACCCAAUAUAGUGGCAUUUCAUUUAAAUUUGUGAUAAUAAAGGGCACAUGAUUCAAAAUGAAAAGGUCUAGUGUAUGUUUCCUCUGA